Messenger RNA from Aspergillus thermomutatus, 2385 nucleotides. RefSeq names its product ankyrin repeat domain-containing protein. Lineage: Eukaryota; Fungi; Ascomycota; Eurotiomycetes; Eurotiales; Aspergillaceae. Gene Ontology annotation, molecular function: protein binding. The transcript is spliced from 7 exons. Bases 1 to 2385 code for a protein of 794 amino acids. The record is from RefSeq and is a predicted model, not a curated record.
AUGCCUGUUGAUCGUCCGAAUAUGCACAGUCCUCAAGUUGACAAGCCAUCGCCACCCCAGUGGGUACACGAUUACGAAGACAAACCGCUUGCAGGGCCCCGGCACGCGUCGACAGAGGGCGGAAAAGAGAAAAAGCAAUUAGGGAACUGGAAGAAUUCGAAUUCACACCCUGACCCAGAUGGGACGACGUCUUUGAUAGAAGCGGUCCUCCAAUCCAGUGCUCAUGAAACUAGAGCGGUACUGGAGAACGAGCGAGUGGAGGUGGACGAGAAGGAAGCCGACCCCAAUGCUCGAGAAGAUCAAAACCGCACCCCAUUCUUUUGGGCAGCUUCGCGCAGCCAACUUCCCUUGGAUUUCCGUUAUAAUAACAUGAUUGUAUCUCUCCUGCGAGCCCGGGCAGAUCCAAGUUUAACGGAUGACCAAGGGAACACCCCACUGGCUGUGGCUGCUGCUACAGGAAACCUAGAAUUCGUGAAGCAAAUACUAUCGAUGGCCUCUGAAACUGAGAUCGGCAUCGACAUUGACAUCGGACUUGAGAACAAAGAUGCAGACGGAUAUACAGCCUUGUCGCUGGCAGCAAAAAGCGGGCAUUGCGACAUAGUGAGGGAACUCGUCGAGUCAGGUGGUGCCAAUAUCAACACGUUGGGUAACGAGGAGACAUCUCCCCUGAUGUGUGCAGCAGCUGGAGGGUCGCCAGAGUGUUUGAUGUCACGGCAAAGAAACGAGCCGAAGCCACCUCAAUGCCAGAAGCCCAACCUGAAAGUUCUCACAUCUCGGCUGGGAACAUGUUCCUUUUGGAACAAAGUACUUCCUGACAGGCGCACUUUUCUCUCGUGGGCUGUGGAAUUUGGAGACGAAGAGAUUGUGAAACUACUUCUGGACUUGGAAGCGGACCCCGACAUUUGUGACACCACUGAACAACGGAUGACCCCCUUGAUAAAGGCAUUGAAGAUUGGCAACAUGGCCAUAAUCGACCUGCUCUAUAAGAAGGGCAAUCUUUUAGUACAUAUUUUGGCGCAAGAAGCUGGCAGUCCCAGCAUAGGCGAGCGGGAAGCUUUGGAGCUCGCACGCAAGCUGAGGAGAAAGUACGGUCUUGCAAAGAAAAAUCCCAAAGGGCAAAACCCCGUUCACAUCGCAUGCCAGAAUGGAAAUAACUCACUUGCUGUGGAGUUUCUCCAUCCGAGAUAUUGCGAUAAAUUCAUUCAUUGUCAGGAUAAUAGCGGCAAAACGCCCUUGCAGUAUGCAAUCGAGGCCAAAAACGAGGACCUUCCCAAGCUUCUGAUCGAACACGGAGUCAGCCUCGAUGAUGUGCCAACCGCGGGUCUGUUCGAACUCAGGCAACCAAACCCCCACUGCGUCCAGUUGACUCGAACUACUAGCACUGAUGUUGGGAGAAUGCGCCUUCUUCUAGUCAGUGACUACGAUGAAGCACGUGAGCCUUGGAACCCACAAUCUGGAGAGGUCCAAUUGCGCCUCUUCAAACGAGGUUCGCGAAUACCAGAGUUUCGCACCCCUGAGCUCAAAGAGGAUCUUGCUUUAAAUGGUGAUUAUUGUCGAUUCUUUCAGCCAAAGUCUCCAAGUCAGUCCGGUGAAACCCAAAUGUUCAAACUAUCUAUGUCUUUGCCCGAUUUAAAGGGGCCUUUGGGCUCAAAGGACUUUUCGAAGAAAGUUCCAUUGGAGAUAGCCUGGGUAAUCAGGGAAUUGGGGAACAAACUUGCAUAUGGAUACAUGAGUACCCUUUCAACCUCCGUCGUACCUAGGCAUCGUGUCGAACUUCUGAAAGGGUUGAUCUCCGAAAUUGACUGGGAAUGGAAAAAGAGGGUAUCGGAUCUGGAGAAUGAGAUCAAUGAUAUUAGAUUAAAACAAGUCGAACUACAAGGUAGAAGCUGGAUCGUCCUCGAGAACUUGCAGAGAAAGGCACAACGGCAAGCUACGCUGCAAAGUUGGCUCAAAGGCCAUAUUGCUGGACUCACACAUGUGGUAGAUAUCGAUCCAUAUCCAUAUGUUCAAGAAGAGAAAACUGGGAAUAUUAUGGGUAUGAGACAGCCUAACCAAACGAUAUCGCUUGAUGAAGAACUUCGGAAGAUGAAAGAGAAUACUGAAGCUCAGAAGCGCCCGCUUAAGGAAAUGAUCCAAAAGAUGGAUCAGGAAUUGGGUUCGGGACUUGCUCGCAUCGAGCAGAUUAUUCGCGAGUUACUACAGAUUGAAAUUGCAUGGACCUCCAUUCGCGAGGCAAAAAGCAUCAAACGACUCACCUGGAUUACUGAGGCCCAGGUUGAGCCACAUUUGGAGUUCUGGAUGAAGAGAUUGAUAAAUCCCAGGGAGACUCUCAAUUACACAACCCCUGAUGACGGCCAGAAGUACCUCAAAUCCGGCGAUGUUUGA